UUUGAACUAGUCGACGUGCGCGCGCUCCUACUGACGACUUACCUUGCUAACCGGAGCUUCUCUGCUGAAGUUAAUCCAGAACAUCAAACCUGUGUAAACUCGAACAAGUUCAGCCAUUAAAUUAAGAGCGGGUGCUUUGUUUCUCAAGUCUCUUCCUGGUUUCUGUAACUCCUCGGGAGGAUUAUUGAUCCGUUCACAGUUUUGAACGUUUCUGCGGUUUGCGGGCGCUUCACGUCGUUUCAGUUGAGAUGUCAAUGUCUUGAGUUUUCUAUCUGUCUCUGAUCCUUACACGUCACAAGUCAUUGACUCAUUUUCAAGGAGUGGAGCAUGUGGGCCAGCUGCUGCGGCUGGCUCUGUCUGGAUGACUCCACCGUGGACCACAGCAGGAGCAGCACACGUCACCAGGCCUUCACCAACUCGGGCUUCAGCAGUUACCCAUCUCCCACCGCUCCAGAACACACCUGCAAGGCUUGUGGAGGCCGCUUCGACAGCAUAGCCAGGAAGCACAUGUGCAUGGACUGCAAGAAAAGCUUCUGCAGCCGCUGCUCCACGCAGCAGGACCUCCAGCCAUGGCUGUGUCCCACAUGCCAGCGCUUCCGGGGGAUCCUGUUCGAGCGCGCCGAGCUGAUGAAGCUCAAGGUGAAGGAUCUGAGGGACUACCUCCACCUGCACGGGAUCCCCACGCAGAUGUGCCGCGAGAAAGAGGAGCUGGUGGAGCUGGUCCUCGGCCAGCAGACGCCUACAUCUGACACACACAUUCCUCCACCCCCAGUGAGCACACAGGGACCCCCUGACACCCCAGUCAUAACCGUGAGCCCGCUGGCGGGCAACAGCACUACUGAACUGGGACCUCAGACUCGAGCAGAGGAAGAUGCACAGAGCUUGGCUGAGGCGACAGCUGAAGGCGAGACGGCCGCUGAGCUGCAGGAGGAGCAGGAGUCGCAGUCCUCAGACUCGGAGGAAGUGCUGGCUCCGGGGCGACGGGCGUCUCUCUCUGACCUCCGAUCAGUGGAGGACAUCGAGGAUCUGAGCGUCCGGCAGCUGAAGGAGAUCCUGGCCAGGAACUUCGUGGACUAUAAGGGCUGCUGUGAGAAAUGGGAGCUGAUGGAGAGAGUGACGCGUCUGUACCACGACCAGAAGGACCUGCAGAACAUGGUGUCUAACGCCACAGAAGGCACAGACGCUGGCGCUGGGACGGCCGUGGACGAGAGUCUGUGUAAGAUCUGUAUGGACUCGCCCAUCGACUGCGUUCUUCUGGAGUGCGGUCACAUGGUCACGUGCACGAAGUGCGGCAAGCGCAUGAGCGAGUGUCCCAUCUGCCGACAGUACGUGGUGCGAGCAGUGCACGUGUUCAGAUCCUGAGCAUCCCACAAUCCUUCCCUGAGCAAUAGAUACUGUAGAAAACCGUCAGGUGGCCUUUAAUUCAUGCACGGUUAUCCUGUGGCACUUUACACAAUAGCAAAUAAGAUCUCUCGAGCGAUAACUGUACUGGCUUCAGUUUAAUUCUCUUCAAGUGACUUUUAAAGUGUGCCUUCUGGAAGCUUCUCAUUCCAUCCCUGUCCGACUUCACCUGAUCAAUCUCUCCAGAUCUCAGGCCCAAUCCAAGUCAUGACUGUCAAGAAUAUGUUUUCAUGCACACAAACCUUGAUCCAACCUUGGUUUUUAGUGUGAAAAGUAAGUAGAGCUGCAGUGUGAAGGGGGUGUUUCAGUUUCAGUUUCCUGCAGGAGUUGCAUUAGCAGCACUUUAGCCUCAUCAGCGGAGGAGAUAUGAGGUGAACAUACCUCCACCCUCUUCUUCACUUCACCAGCGCCUCUCUGGACCAGUAAAGGCCUGCUGAUAAACACCAGCGCCUCUCUUCCUUCAAGCGUUUCAACUUCACCAGCAUUGACUAGUGCUGUUCUUAGGAGGCUUUAACAUCAGUAUCUCACAGGAAUAUUUCACUCUCAUGUCACUCCAAUCUCAUGCUUCCUGAUUUAUUCACUGUUAAGAAACACACACACACAGAAUAUACUUCAUAAACUUCAUUCAGGCACAUGUUGAUAACAGAAAUGCCUUGUACGUGAGGCUUGACACAUGUGAGGCAUGUUUUGUGACUAAUCAUGUAGGAAGUGAAUAUAUCUGACUGCAAAUGAGAUUUUAAAUAUGUGGUGGAAUGAUUUCUGAAGACUUGGGAUUCAGCAGCGUACAGGUCCUGUGGACUUUUAUAAGAAUUAUCAUUAUCAUUUGUUCUUUUGUGGAGCUUUGUAGUUUAAAUCACCAUCUGCUUUAAUUCUAUAGAAGCGGGAAACUUGAACAUUCUAAUAUCUCCUUUUAAAAAUACAGGCUUGGAUUGACAUUAUGGUGAAUCAUUUUUAUUAUAAAAUCAGGUUACUUAUGUUUUAUUUUCUAAGGAAAUAUCUGCAUUACUUUGUUUUCCCAUGGAUGCCUGGCAUCUCUCCGGUCGCCAUGUUGAGAGAAAUCCUCUUGAUUGUGCCAUCACAAAGAAGCACAAAGUCAUUUUACAGACUUUUAAAUUAAAUGUUCAAAACUGAUCUAAAGACCCAUCUUUAUUUGACCCUCUAACUU
Carassius auratus (goldfish) is the source of this 2566-nucleotide messenger RNA. Its product is annotated as E3 ubiquitin-protein ligase rififylin-like. Gene Ontology annotation, cellular component: cytoplasm; plasma membrane. Gene Ontology annotation, biological process: negative regulation of extrinsic apoptotic signaling pathway via death domain receptors; protein K48-linked ubiquitination; proteasome-mediated ubiquitin-dependent protein catabolic process. NCBI's taxonomy places the organism in Eukaryota, Metazoa, Chordata, Actinopteri, Cypriniformes, Cyprinidae. The record is from RefSeq and is a predicted model, not a curated record. The coding region runs from base 328 to 1362 and encodes 344 amino acids. Gene Ontology annotation, molecular function: ubiquitin protein ligase activity. The transcript has 8 exons.